AUGUAUCGUAUUAAUGAUAGAUUACAAUUGGAUGACCAAUUGGGGACUAUACGAUAUAUAGGUCGUGUUGGAAGCUGGGAUGUUGCUCUUGGGAUCGAAUGGGAUGAUGCUUCGAGAGGUAAAAAUAAUGGAAGUGUGGGAGGAGUUACUUAUUUCAUACCUAAAAUUCCCAACUCUGUAUCGUUUAUCAAACCUACAAAUAAGAAAAUUCUACCACGAUGGACUAUGGAAGAAGGAUUGAAUCAUUUAUAUGGAUCUAAGGAUGAGUUUGAAGAUAUCAGUUUUGGUAAUAAGCACUCUGAAAAUUUUGGAUUCGAGAAAUUGAAUAGAAUCAAUGCCAAUUUUAGUCAAUUGAUGUCGAUAUCCUUGGAUAAGAGAUGUAUUUAUACCUCAAGUGUCAUUCAUUUACCCAAACUAAAGGUUUUGGAUUUGAGCUACAAUUUGUUCACCGAUAUCCUGGAUAUAUGGCAUGUACUAGACCAAUUACCUCAAUUGACAGAAUUGAAUUUAAAUGGGAACAGGUUUUCCAACAUAGAAGAACCAGUUGUAUACAAAAAGCAUAACUUACAAGUAUUGAAACUUGCAGAUACACAAAUGAAAUUCCAAGAGGUUAAAUCAUUAUUGGUUCGAUUUCAACUUAAAGAAUUAGUUCUUGCAGGCAACAACUAUACAAACGAAGACUUGGAAUCACUUCCCAAGCUUGACAAUCUAGACUUAUCAUAUAACAAACUUACUGAAGUUCCUGAUUAUGAUGUGAAAUCUAUGAACUUAUCCAAUAACAAUAUUUCAUCAGCACCUGGGAAUUAUAUCAUGGAAGAUUUAGAUCUCCGAAUUAAUAGCAUAGAUUCAUGGACUUUCCUUGACUCCCUAUAUGAGAAUUCAAAACUAGUAAGUGUAAGAAUCAAUAAUAAUCCUAUUUUUGAUGGUAUGGAUGAAGAGGAAAUCACUGUUAAUUUAAUAUCACGGUUGAAUUGUGACAAGCUCGUUAAGAUCAAUGGGUCUAAAAUAUCUCCUGAAGAGAUAAAAAAUGCUGAAUUGUAUUUUGUUAGUAAAGUGGGUCAAGGUGUGUAUGAGAAACCCAAAAAAUGGGAUACUUUAGUUACCAAAUAUGGUGACAAGACCGUCAGUAAUAAAUUCAAUGAUUUCUAUUAUAAGAAGACCAAAGUCAGAAUUCGAUAUGAGGCGGAAAUAUUCGAAAAGACGGUUCUUUCAGACUACAGCAUUCUCAAAGUCAAAGGCAUUGUUAGUCUGAUUAUCAACAAGCCAGUGUUUCAAAUAAUGUUAUACUAUUACCUCAAUAAUGAUUACCAAGAAGAGUUGGAAGACAUUUUGAGACUUGAAGACUAUAACCUCUCAGGAGAGGACUUAUAUGUCAAACUCGUAUCUUAG
Yamadazyma jaroonii is the source of this 1389-nucleotide messenger RNA. NCBI's taxonomy places the organism in Eukaryota, Fungi, Ascomycota, Pichiomycetes, Serinales, Debaryomycetaceae. The record is from the annotation of a GenBank genome assembly.